GUGUGGGCGGACGUAAUUUUCGUGGCACUAGCAGGGAAGGGACUGUCAGGUCCGACAGGAAAACAAAAUAAAGACGAGGAUCUCCAAUAAAACGAUGGCUGCUAUCAGAAAGAAACUAGUGAUAGUUGGUGAUGGAGCCUGUGGAAAGACCUGUCUACUCAUAGUGUUCAGCAAAGAUCAGUUCCCUGAGGUGUAUGUGCCCACAGUGUUUGAAAACUAUGUGGCAGAUAUUGAGGUGGAUGGUAAACAGGUGGAGCUGGCUCUUUGGGACACAGCGGGUCAGGAGGACUACGACCGACUGAGACCACUCUCCUAUCCAGACACUGAUGUCAUCCUCAUGUGCUUCUCCAUCGACAGCCCUGACAGCUUGGAGAACAUCCCGGAGAAGUGGACUCCUGAGGUCAAGCAUUUCUGUCCCAACGUACCCAUUAUUCUCGUGGGAAACAAGAAAGACCUGCGUAAUGAUGAGCACACGCGUCGAGAGUUAGCUAAGAUGAAACAGGAACCAGUGAAGUCAGAUGAGGCGAGGGACAUGGCUCACCGGAUCAAUGCCUUUGGUUACUUGGAGUGCUCAGCCAAGACAAAGGAUGGAGUGAGGGAGGUGUUUGAGAUGGCCACCAGGGCGGCACUGCAGGCCAAGAGGCGAGGCAAAAAGAGUGGCUGCCUUCUGCUAUAGAGUGUCCGGUCAUGCAGGAUCGGGAGGGGGAACAUCCCUGCUCUGUGUCUGUCACCAAGGUGGGCACAAUUGAAUGGGGCAUUGUAGCGAUGAGCGAGAAAAGUCAAACCAGGCUAAAGGGUAAAAAAAAAAAAAAAAAAAAGGAAGGUUAAAUGCAAUAGCAAAGGGAAGUCAUUCUGUACAAGGUUAUAGCUUUCAAAUACAAAUACUGUGUUUAGGAUUCAUGAGACUUUAUGAAGAGAAUGUGAAUCCCUCGUGCUUUUUAAAGUGGUCUCUUGAUUGGUGGAGAGCAGCUCCAGAAGAGAUCUGGUGCGUCACCUCAGAUAGAUGCCUGCAGUGUGACUGUGUUCAUCGUUCUUUCUCCUUUAUUUCCCUGCGGAAACAUAAACUUUACUUGCGUUUCUGUUUCAUGAACCCGGAGUAAUUGAUACAAAUUCCAUUCAUUUAAAAAGCAGUUUGAUUAUUGUCAUUUGAGCAUAAAUAUAUACAAUGUUAAUGAGACCUACUUAUUUGAGUGUUUUAUACAAGCUUGUUAAUAAAUGCAACACUUUUACAAAACAUAACUUUGCUUUCAAGUCAGAAAACUAUGUGAUUGAAUUGAUCAGGACUGUCAAACACACUGUAAAUACUUGAGUAUUAAAGGGUUAAUACAAUUGUAUUAUCCUCUAGUAACUAGAAUUUUUCAAUUAUUAUUGGGGCCUUAAUUUGCCUAAACUACAGAGGAGCAGACCUUAAUGUAAAACAGGAUUCCUGUUCUUAAUGUGUUAAUGCAGACUCAACUCUUCCUCCAUGUUUCAGAGGUGUCUUGAUAAAUUCAGUAUAAAUGUACAUUUCUGCAGCAUUAUUUUCACCAUUACACAGCCAUUACUAAUUUUCUCUCUUUGAUACAUAUACUGUAAAAUGUGUUCAUCAAGGAAAUGCAACACUACAGGUUUUACAUUAAAACCUUCCAGCAGGUCAUAGGAGUAUCCUAGUUUCAGUUUCAAUGUAAGCAUGUCAGACGUAAGAGUAAUUCCACCCUGUGUUUUAAACCCAGUCAUUGUUUGUUCACUUGUUAUUGGACACUCCCAUCAUUUAAGUACCAGCUGUUAUUUGGAAAUGUCUGGUAUACCUGUAUUAUUGGAAGCUUGUUUUGUUUCCACUCAUGUCUGCAACUACUCUUUUUCCGCUUUCUUAUUGUUUUGUUAUUUUAACUAUAUGAUAUUCUACUGCCUUAUGUUGUAUUAUUUGCAAAUGGCUUAUAACAAAACCUCACUUUGAAGAAAAUGUCAAGCAACCCCUCGAGGAUUGGUUAUUUGUUUUGUAUAAAACUGAUGUAAAGUAUUCUAAAGGAAAUAAAUUGUAACGGAGAAUGA
Molecule: messenger RNA, 2031 nt
Organism: Cottoperca gobio
Lineage: Eukaryota; Metazoa; Chordata; Actinopteri; Perciformes; Bovichtidae
Gene: rhoaa
Product: ras homolog gene family, member Aa
Exons: 5
Coding region: 95-676 (193 amino acids)
Biological process (GO): small GTPase-mediated signal transduction
Molecular function (GO): GTPase activity; GTP binding
Source: RefSeq, a predicted model, not a curated record